Sinocyclocheilus grahami is the source of this 577-nucleotide messenger RNA. RefSeq names its product ras-related GTP-binding protein A-like. The record is from RefSeq and is a predicted model, not a curated record. The transcript is spliced from 6 exons. NCBI's taxonomy places the organism in Eukaryota, Metazoa, Chordata, Actinopteri, Cypriniformes, Cyprinidae. Gene Ontology annotation, biological process: positive regulation of TORC1 signaling; negative regulation of autophagy; cellular response to starvation. Gene Ontology annotation, molecular function: GTP binding; GTPase activity. Bases 1 to 561 code for a protein of 186 amino acids. Gene Ontology annotation, cellular component: lysosome; nucleus; Gtr1-Gtr2 GTPase complex.
AUGAGCGAUAGCAAACAGUCACAGGAGCAGAUAUUUAAAGAGCGUGAGGAGGACCUGAAAAGACUGUCUCGCCCGCUGGCCUGCACCUGCUUCAGAACGUCUAUUUGGGACGAGACGCUGUAUAAAGCGUGGUCCAGUAUCGUCUAUCAGCUCAUUCCUAACGUACAGCAGCUCGAGUGCAACCUACGCAACUUUGCUCAGAUAAUUGAGGCAGAUGAAGUCUUGCUUUUUGAAAGAGCUACUUUCCUGGUGAUCUCUCAUUAUCAGUGUAAGGAGCAGCGUGAUGCUCAUCGCUUCGAGAAGAUCAGUAACAUCAUCAAGCAGUUCAAGCUGAGCUGCAGUAAACUGGCCGCCUCUUUCCAGAGCAUGGAGGUGCGCAACUCUAACUUCGCCGCCUUUAUCGACGUGUUCACGUCCAACACCUACGUCAUGGUGAUCAUGUCAGACCCGUCCAUACCGUCUGCUGCCACGCUCAUCAACAUCAGGAACGCCAGGAGACACUUUGAGAAGCUGGAGCGAGUGGACGGGCCCAAGCACAGUCUGCACAUGCGCAUGCGCUAGACUCGCCGCAUACAGC